This is a messenger RNA of Candidozyma auris, 1245 nucleotides long. Its product is annotated as ribosome biosynthesis protein RRP14. Bases 1 to 1245 code for a protein of 414 amino acids. Gene Ontology annotation, molecular function: RNA binding; DNA binding. NCBI's taxonomy places the organism in Eukaryota, Fungi, Ascomycota, Pichiomycetes, Serinales, Metschnikowiaceae. The record is from RefSeq and is a predicted model, not a curated record. Gene Ontology annotation, biological process: ribosomal small subunit biogenesis; ribosomal large subunit biogenesis. The transcript is spliced from 2 exons. Gene Ontology annotation, cellular component: nucleolus.
AUGACGAACUCAUUAGAGGAACGCUUGAAAACACAUUCUACGGCGUUUGACGGGUUACUAUCCUUGAUACCCGCCAAGUACUACUACGAUGAUGCCACUCAGGAUCAGUGGCAGCAGAAGAAGAAGAGCAAGAAAGACGCUGCGCAAGAUAAAAGGGCUAAAUUGGACCCUGAUAAUGCUGCUCUGGCAGAUACGUAUAACAACGGCGGCGCUACGGCCAGAGAUGUUAUGGAGAUGAAGGCGAAGAACGCUAAGAAAGUCAACCUUCCGAGUGAGCCUUCCCCUGCUGAAAAAAGUAAUGAAGAGCUUCUUUUGAAUGGCGGUGAUCUCAUAUUUGAUGAUGAAGGUGAUGAAAGGGAAGUCAAGGAGGAGGAGGAGAAGAAGAAGUCACAGAAACUACAACAAAAGCUGAAGCCCAAGAAGGAGCUAACCGAGGAAGAGAAACUAGAGAGGGAAAAGCGCAGGCUUGAACUCAAGGAAAGGCUUGCCAGCAAAAUACAAAUGAUGAGGGAAAAGAGGAAAGCUCCAGGCACGAAAAACACCCCCGUCAAAAGUAGGGAACAGAUUCUAGCAGAAAGAAAGAAGAAGCAGGAGUUGAAGAGGCAAGAGAAGCUUAAGAGAAAGAGAGAGGAAGAAGAAGCCGAGGAAGCUGGCGAAAGUGAAGACGACAAGUCUGAAGGAGAAGACAGGUCUGAUGAUGAGAAUGAAGAUGUCCUUUUCGGCAAUAUUGAAUUCCAGGAUGGAACGCGAGUAACUUCCGAUCUUGCGAAGCUCAGAAACGGUGUGGCUCAAAAGAAGAAAAAGGGUCCAGCCAACAAUGACAUCAAGGCCCACUUGGUGAAACUCGAGAACAAGAAGCGCAAAUUGUCCCAGUUGUCUCCUGAGGAGCAGGCAUCGUCUAAAGAGGCAGACCAGUGGAAGAGCCUUUUGUCGCAGGCUGAGGGCAUUAAGGUCAAAGAUGACGAGAAGCUUUUGAAGAAAGCUUUGAAGAGGAAGGAGAAACAAAAGCUCAGGUCCGAGACGGAGUGGAAGGAUAGAAAGCAGGUAGUGAAAGACACCAUUGCAGCCAGAGCCAAGAGAAGAGAGGCCAACUUGAAAGCACGUAAAGAGAACAAGGGCAAGAAGGGAAAGAACCAGCCUAGAUUGAAGAAGUUUUCUGGCGUGGUGAGGAAGGGAGGCAAGGCCAAAGACGGCAAGAAGCGGCCCGGAUUUGAAGGAAGUGCUAAAUCCAGAGGUAAAAAGUGA